Spodoptera exigua (beet armyworm) is the source of this 814-nucleotide messenger RNA. NCBI's taxonomy places the organism in Eukaryota, Metazoa, Arthropoda, Insecta, Lepidoptera, Noctuidae. The record is from the annotation of a GenBank genome assembly.
AUUCGGCAACUCACGCCACUCUAUGCGCACGCGCCGUAUAAACACCAUGUUUUACAAAGAAGUCGUAUUGACACUUGCUAUUGCAUCCGACCUACUUAUAUUUCCUGUAAAUGGGAAAGAGAUGGAACUAUUGGAUGGGAUACUACAUAGAAAUAAGAGACAAGUUUUGUUGUGGCCCAAUAGUACGUUACUUCAGUUCAACGCUGGGGUUGGAUUUCCCAGCGCAGCGAAAAGCAUAAAUGUGAACUAUGCAUUUCAAGCAAAUUUUCAACUACCUUGGAAUAGAACGCAGAUACCUAUCGACAUACUAGAAGCUAAUUCUGGAUACGUUGGGACAGCUAGAAAGAAGAGGGAAGCCGGGAUAAAACAUGAUAGUAAUGGGGAUUAUCAGGAUGAUGCAAAGCUGUAUCACUUCUACAAACAUGUUGAAGCUGUAUUAGAUGGGUUCGGCCACAAUGGCAAGUCGUGUGUCCUGCAAACAUUGUGUCAACUUGGAGCUGAACCCUUACACACUGAUGAUGAAGAAGAUGUCUUGCAUGAAAUGGCAAUAUUUGUGUUAAACCCCAAAAACGAUGGCAUUCACAACCUGACGGAAAACGAUGAUACCUACCCAUAUAUCAAGGCGUAUACAGACGGGGAGCAUCAGAAAGACUGCUCUGCGUUAUACCACGGCUGUUCACUAUCCUUCAUAGAUGUAUUCACUAAACUACACGAUCAAGCGUGAUUGAGAAUAAAGACUGUAUUUGCUACCUUUCUUUUUUGUAUAUUGUUAAAGUUACACACAUUUCAUUGGGUUACAAAGGCCCUUUGCGGA